CUUGUGCCAAAGUGAAGCAUUUCCCGCCUUUACGUGUCACCCAAAUCCCAACACACUCUCUAUUUAGCGUGUGAAAACCAAAGAGCCCCCACUCUCAUCAUCUCACUCCCUCUCUAGGGUUUCGCCGCCGAUUAGGAAACUUAUUAUGGGAUCAACCGCGGCACCACCCGAGGCCGCCGCCACCGCACCCAAACCCGAAUCUCCUUCGUCUUUCCCAGGAGCGACGAAGAAGAAGGGUAAAAAGGCUUCCCAAAAGGAAGUGCCUACCAGGGGUAGAGGUAAGAAGCGUAAUUCGCCUCCAGCUGACGAAGAGCAGACGCAGUCCCGCCGGAUGCCUAAGCGAGCUGCUGCGUGUAACGACUUUAAGGAGAGGUCUGUUCAUCUCUCUGACAAGUAUGCUUUCAUUGCGAGCAAGGAGGAGGAGAUUGUGUCGGAUGAAAGCCUUGCUGUAGUCAUGACUCGUGGAGAGAAGCCAGAUGAUGAGAAGCCAAACAGAAGAUUGACGCAGUUUAUCUUGCAUAAUGAGGAUGGUGUCGUACAGCCACUUGAGAUGGUGCAGCAUGGGGGUCUGUUUAUUACCGGCACUCUAUUACCUCUUGAUGAAAGUUCUGAGAAGGGAAAGGGCAAGAUAAAGGGUGUUAAAUGUGAAGGUUUUGGUCGAAUAGAAGCUUGGGACAUCUCUGGGUAUGAUGAGGGUUAUCCAAUCAUAUGGCUUACAACUGAUGUUGCUGAUUAUCGUUGUGUUAAACCUGCAAGCAGCUACAAGAAACACUAUGAUAAUUUUUGUGAGAAAGCGCGUGCCUGCAUAGAGGUCUACAAAGUACUGUCUAAAUGCAACUCUGACUGCAGUCUUGAUGAAUUACUUGCUGGCAUUGCUCGAUCAAUGAGUGGAAACAAAUUCUUUUCUGGCAGUGCUUCUAUCAAAGAAUUUAUCCUAUCUCAAGGUGUGUUUAUCUAUAGUCAAUUGGAAGGAUUGGAGGAGUCAUCGAAGAAGAAUGAUCGGGUAUUGGCACAGCUGCCUGUUCUCACUGCCCUCAGAGAGGAAUGUAUAAAGCAGGGACAUUAUGGGCCCUCAAAGCCAGCAGCUUCAAGUGGUACAUUGAAGAUUGCUUCAGAUGUCAGAGAUGGAGGGAAUGGUUCAUCCAUGGUUGAAAUUGAGGAAGAUGAAGAUGAAGAUGCAAAGUUGGCCAGACUAUUUCAAGAAGAAGAAUACUUCAAGUCUAUGAAACAAAAAAAACGUCAGGGUGCUGCCUGCACGUUGAAGAAAUUCUACAUCAAAAUUAACGAAGAUGAAAUUGCCAAUGAUUAUCCUCUACCUGCCUAUUAUAAGACGGCCAUUGAAGAGACAGAUGAAUUUAUAGUGGUUGACAGUGAGGAUGGUGAUCUCCCUACACAUGUGCUUCACAAUUGGUGUCUGUACAAUUCAGACUCGAGAUUGAUUUCACUGGAGCUUCUUCCAAUGAAGCCUUGUGCUGAUAUUGAUGUUACAAUUUUUGGUUCUGGGGUUGUGAGUGAAGAUGAUGGAAGCUGUGGAUUUGAUCUUGAUGCUGACGGUAUCCAGUCUUCUUCAAGUGGUUUGAUAGCACCAGUAGCACAGGAUGCUUAUGGCAUGCCAGUUUACUUGAGUUCCAUAAAUGAGUGGGUGAUAGAAUGGGGAGCCUCAAUGAUUUCAGUGUCAAUUCGAACAGAACUGGCCUGGUACAGACUUGGCAAGCCAUCAAAGAAGUAUGAGUUGUGGUAUGAACCAAUACUGAAAACAGCAAGGGUUGGAAGAAGUAUAAUCACAAUGCUCAAGGCAGAAAGUCGAGUGGCGCGACUCUCUUUUGCAGAUGUUAUUAAAAAAUUGUCAGAGUUCCCUAAGGAUAAUGGUGGUUACAUUUCCUCUGAUCCAGCAUAUGUUGAGAGAUAUGUGGUUGUCCAUGGACCGAUAUUAAUUCAGCUGUUUACAGAAUUUCCAGAUGCGAAGAUUAAAAAUUGUCCAUUUGUUCAUGGUCUUCGAGAGAAAAUGGAGAAGAGGCACCAUACUAAAUGGGAAGUAAAUAAGAAGAUUUUGCAGAAGGGUGAAUCAAAUUUGAACCCAAGGGCAUCAAUGGGACCUGUGGUAUCCAAGAGGAAGGCAAUGCAGGCUACAACAACUAAGCUGAUUAGCAGAAUCUGGCAGGAAUACUAUUCAAACUACUCUCCAGAAGAUUCUAGCCCAGUGGAAACUUUUGAAAAGAUAGAGGAGUAUGAAGUUGAUGAAGAGGUUCAAGAGGACAUAGAAGAGGAUGAUGCAGAGGAGAAUUCAUCAGAAAUGAAACAAGUCCAAAGGCCUUCUCCAGUUGUAAGAAAAAUCAAACCAUCCUCCAGUAGCAGGAAGAUUAUGUGGGGUGAGGAGCCUGUGGGAAAAACAUGUUCUGGUGAAGUUCUCUACAAGCGUGCUGUUCUUCGUGGAGAAGAGAUUUCAGUGGGUGGUGCUGUUUUGGUGGAAGUAGAGGGUUCAGAAGAACUUCCAGUUAUCUAUUUUAUAGAGUACAUGUAUGAAUCAUCAGAUGGAGAAAAAAUGUUCCAUGGCCGAAUGAUGCAGCGUGGAUCUGAAACUGUUCUUGGAAACACUGCUAAUGAGAGGGAGUUGUUCUUGACAAAUGAGUGCAUCAACCUGGCAUUAAAGGAUGUGAAACAGACAGUUGUUGUGGGUGUCAAGUUAAUGCCAUGGGGCCAUCAAUAUAGGAAAGAGAAUGCUGAUGCUGAUAGGAUUGAUAGAACAAGAGCAGAAGAGAGGAAGAAGAAAGGAUUGCCGACUGAAUACUACUGUAAAAGCUUGUAUUGUCCCGAGCAAGGUGCUUUCUUUAGUCUUUCUCGUGAUACAAUUGGUCUGGGGUCUGGUUUUUGCCUCUCUUGCAAAGUCAAUGAAGAGGAGAAGGCCAAAGAAGUCUUUGAAGUGAAUUCAUCAAAGACUGGCUUUAUGUACAGCGGAGCUGAGUACUCGGUUCAUGAUUAUGUCUAUGUAAGCCUCAGCCAUUUUUCUGUGCAAACGGUUGAAACUGAACUUUUCAAGGCUGGACGGAAUCUGGGAUUAAAACCUUUUGUUGUCUGCCAAGUGCUGGAGAUAAUUACUGCAAAGGGAUCUAAACAAUCUGAUUUAAAGUCUACCCAGGUUAAAGUUCGAAGGUUCUUCAGACCAGAGGACAUUUCGGUUGAGAAAGCAUAUUGCUCGGAUAUCAGAGAGGUCUACUACAGUGAAGAAUUACACAUUUUGCCUGUAGAUAGCAUAGAAGGAAAAUGUGAAGUCAGAAAGAAGAGUGAUCUUUCAGAAUGUAAUGCUCCCGCAUUGUUUCAGCAUAUAUUCUUCUGUGAGCAUCUAUAUGAACCUUCCAAAGGUUCUGUUAAGCAGUUGCCAGCUAACAUCAGGGUAAAGUAUACAACAGUAAGUGGUGAUACUGAAGCAAGAAAGAGAAAGGGCAAGUGUAAAGAAGGAGAAGAUGUUCCAGAAGUUGAGAAACAGAGAGAUGAUUCUGAACACAAACGCCUAGCCACUUUGGACAUAUUUGCUGGAUGUGGUGGCUUAUCGGAGGGAUUGCAUCAGGCUGGUGUCUCAGUAACCAAGUGGGCAAUUGAGUAUGAAGAGCCGGCUGGACAGGCUUUCCAGCUCAACCAUCCUGAGUCCAAGGUGUUCAUCAAUAAUUGCAAUGUCAUCUUGAAGGCCAUCAUGGACAAAUGCGGAGAUAUGGAUGAUUGUAUAUCCACUACUGAUGCCAAUGAUUUAGCUGCAGCCCUUGAUGAUAAAGUGAAAAGUGAUUUGCCCUUGCCGGGGCAAGUAGACUUUAUAAAUGGGGGUCCUCCAUGCCAGGGGUUUUCUGGUAUGAAUAGAUUUAAUACCGGCACUUGGAGUAAAGUUCAGUGUGAGAUGAUUUUGGCGUUUUUAUCUUUUGCUGAUUACUUCCGGCCAAAAUACUUCCUUCUGGAGAAUGUGAGGAAUUUUGUGUCUUUCAACAAAGGACAGACAUUCCGUCUGACUGUGGCUUCACUUCUUGAGAUGGGUUAUCAGGUUAGGUUUGGUAUUCUGGAAGCUGGUGCUUAUGGGGUUUCCCAGUCUCGAAAGCGAGCAUUUAUUUGGGCAGCUGCACCAGAUGAGAUUCUCCCUGAAUGGCCAGAGCCAAUGCAUGUUUUUGGGGUGCCAGAAUUGAAGAUCAAUUUAUCUAGUAAUUCAUAUUAUGCUGCUGUUCGGAGUACUGCAGGCGGAGCCCCUUUCCGUCCCAUAACAGUAAGAGACACAAUCGGUGAUCUCCCAGCUGUAGGGAAUGGAGCCUCCAAGGUCAAUCUGGAGUAUGAAAGUGACCCUGUCUCAUGGUUCCAGAAGAAAAUCAGAGGAAACAUGGCUGUCUUGACUGAUCACAUUUCAAAAGAAAUGAACGAGCUGAACCUCAUUCGUUGCAAGAGGAUUCCCAAAAGGCCUGGUGCAGACUGGAAGGACCUUCCAGAGGAAAAAGUGAAGCUCUCUACUGGCCAGCUAGUCGACUUGAUACCAUGGUGCCUUCCCAACACUGCCAAACGCCACAAUCAGUGGAAGGGCCUGUUCGGAAGGUUGGACUGGGAAGGCAACUUCCCAACCUCUGUCACUGAUCCUCAGCCAAUGGGUAAGGUGGGAAUGUGCUUCCAUCCUGACCAGGACAGGAUUAUAACAGUUCGGGAAUGCGCUCGUUCUCAAGGCUUCCCCGAUAGCUACCAGUUUUAUGGUAACACCCUCCACAAGCACAGGCAGAUAGGAAAUGCUGUCCCUCCAACUCUGGCUUAUGCCCUCGGCCGAAAACUGAAGGAAGCAGUUGAUAGCAAGAGGUAUUCUUCUCAAGAGUAGCUGCAGAGGUUUCAUAAUUCUCCCUUCAUGUUGUAAAACAAACCUGGAAUUUCUAUUCUCUUUGUUA
Argentina anserina (silverweed cinquefoil) is the source of this 4901-nucleotide messenger RNA. RefSeq names its product DNA (cytosine-5)-methyltransferase 1-like. Gene Ontology annotation, biological process: negative regulation of gene expression via chromosomal CpG island methylation. Bases 146 to 4834 code for a protein of 1562 amino acids. The record is from RefSeq and is a predicted model, not a curated record. NCBI's taxonomy places the organism in Eukaryota, Viridiplantae, Streptophyta, Magnoliopsida, Rosales, Rosaceae. Gene Ontology annotation, cellular component: nucleus. Gene Ontology annotation, molecular function: DNA (cytosine-5-)-methyltransferase activity; DNA binding; chromatin binding. The transcript has 3 exons.